GCGGUCCCUUUAAAGGCGCACGGGUCUGGGGCCGCCCCUUCUCUCGGGGCUGGCUCGGGAGGAGUCGCUGCCGCCAGCCGGGCAUGGCCAUGGCGUCCCCGGCCAUCGGGCAGCGCCCUUACCCGCUUCUCUUGGACCCCGAGCCGCCGCGUUUUCUGCAGAGCCUGAGUGGCCCGGAGCCGCCGCCCCCCGGCCGCUCUUCGCGCCGCUGCUUCCCCGCGUCCCUCUCCACUGCGCCAGAGGCGCAAGAGGGGCGCGGCGCCCGCAGGGCUGUCCGGAGGGACCCCGAGUCCCAGACCCGAGCCUCGCGACCCGCUCGCCCUCUCCGACCAGGUCUGCAGCAGAGACUGCGGCGGAGGCCUGGAGCGCCCCGUCCCCGAGACGUGCGGAGCAUCUUCGAGCAGCCGCAGGAUCCCCGCGUCCCGGCUGAGAGAGGCGAGGGACACCGCUUCGCCGAAUUGGCGCUGCGGGGCGGCCCUGGCUGGUGCGACGUGUGCGGACGCGAGGUGCUGCGGCAGGCGCUGCGCUGCGCUAAUUGCAAGUUCACCUGCCACCCCGAGUGCCGUGCCCUCAUCCAGCUGGACUGCAGCAGGCAGGAGGGCCCUGUUCGGGACAGACCCUCCCAGGAGACCAUCUUCACCUCUGCCUUCAGCCAGAAUGUCUGCAAGCCCGCAGAGGAGACACAGCCGCCGCCCCUGCUGGAGAUCAAACAGAAGAUCGACAGCUACAACAGCAGGGAGAAGAACUGUCUGAGCAUGAAGCUGAGCGAAGAUGGUACCUACACAGGUUUCAUCAAAGUACAUUUGAAGCUUCGGAGGCCAGUGACAGUGCCUGCUGGGAUCCGGCCCCAGUCCAUCUAUGAUGCCAUCAAAGAGGUGAACCUGGCGGCCACCACGGACAAACGGACAUCCUUCUACCUGCCACUCGAUGCCAUCAAGCAGCUUCACAUCAGCAGCACCACCACAGUCAGUGAGGUCAUCCAGGGGCUGCUCAAGAAGUUCAUGGUUGUGGACAAUCCCCAGAAGUUUGCACUCUUUAAGCAGAUACGCAAGGAUGGACAAGUGCUCUUCCAGAAGCUGUCUGUUGCCGACUGUCCCCUCUACUUACGCCUGCUUGCGGGGCCUGACACGGAUGUCCUCAGCUUCGUGCUCAAGGAGAAUGAAACUGGAGAGGUGGAGUGGGAUGCCUUCUCCAUCCCUGAGCUCCAGAACUUCCUAACGAUUCUGGAAAAAGAAGAGCAGGAUAAGAUCCAGCAAGUGCAGAGGAAGUACAGCAAGUUCAGACAGAAACUGGAAGAGGCCUUGAGAGAAUCCCAGGGCAAACCUGGGUAACUGGCCUUGCUUCCUUUCUUCCCAGCACCCCUGGAUUUAUUUUUUUUUUAUUAUUAUUAUUAUUAUUUUGGAACAGACACUUUUUCUCAGGACAUCUCUGGCAGGUGCAUCGGUGCCUGCCCACAAACCCCAGAUGUGGCACGAGACUCUUCCAGGGACAAGGGUCUGCGCAGGGGUCAAUUCCUUCCCUCCCCUCAUCCUGUGCCCCUCAAUGGACUCUGUCAACGAUGGAUCAGAACUCGUGUGGAGCCAACAGUGUUGCCCUUGCUCAAUCUGCAAGCCUUUUAAAAGCCAAACAGCUGCCUGUCUGGUCACCAAACUGGACCCAGUGACACCAGUCGGCAGAAGGAAAGAAAAAAUGUCAUGGGAGCUCUGUGUUCUUUCUCUGGCUUUGAUCCUUUUUACAUUCUCUUUAAUUUGCCCCUUGCAGUACCUUUAUUUAUUUACUGUGCAGCAGGUCCGAGCUCAGGCCCUGAAGGCAGGAUAAUGCUCAGGAGAGGAUUGUCCCACCAUCCCAAGGCACCUGCUGAGCUAACCAGAAAUAACCAGUGACUGAGCCCGGAAGCUCAGGGCACCAGAGCUCACGGCGGCUCAGAGGUGUCCAGAGAAGCUGCAGACUUCUCUGGCCCUGAUCACUGAGACAGAGCACACGCGAACCCAGAGGUGUAUGUCUGCGUGCUUGUCAAUAGCUAGUUAGUUUUGUUGCUUGUUUGUGGCUUUUUGUAGUGCUGGGGAUUGAACCCAGGGUCUUCGCACUGUAUCACUAGCCCUUUUUUGUUGUUUUCUUUUGAGACAGUGUCUCACUAACUAAGCUCCCCAGCCUGGGCUAGAAAUGAGGUCCUCCUGCCUCAGCCUCCCAGAGUGCUAGAACAGCUCUUUGAAGUUACAAAUCUAAGACUGAUAUUGUCAUCAUCCCCGUGUGUUUUUGCCAAAAGGGAAUCAGUCAUUGGCCAUUUUAAAAGUUUGCUGAGUCAGAAAAUCAGACAGUAAGAGAAAGCAAAAAGUACUGCAGAGAAACAGCCAAGCUGUCUUCAGCCAUCCCUUAGCUGAGAGCAGAGGGGGGCUGGGCUGCCUUAGUUUCCUCCUUGGCCCUCAGCACUGCUUCCCUCUGCCCGCUGGGACUAUGGGAUCUCCAGGUGCUGCCAAGGAGAGGCCUUGAUUACAGAAGGAGUCCUAUAGCUCGGCCAAAUCAGAGUCCUUUCUGUUGUGAAGCCCGGCUGCCCCAGGCCUGCACUCAGGGAACCUGCAGGCUGGCCUCCCCAUUGACCUCAGUGCCUUUUGUUUUCAGAGAGAAAUAGCAGGGUGUGUUUGCUGGGAGCUCUGCUGCCGCUAGCCCCUGCCGGGAAGUAGGAGACAAGGCAGGGACCUCUGCUCCAUGGUGGAGGGGCAAGGGUGGCACACUGUUCCCAUCUGGGUUCCUGGACUUGACUCAAAGAGGUGAUGUCACACCACACUGGCAGGGAGGACCAGCUUCCUGACUGAGCAUUGGUACUGGCUCCCGUUUAUGUUCAAACUUAAAUUAGCCAGACACUUCCAGGAAGUCACCAGACACUCCAGUGCAGAGGGAAAAGGAACGUCAUUCCAGUCUGGCCUCCCAAGCCCCCCAGGAGUUGGCUGGAGCCCACGCUCCUCCCUGUAGCCUUAGCUGUGCCACUGCAAGUCCCUGAGUGCAUGGUGCCUGACCCCGGAGGACUGCUGACCCCUUAUCAUGCAAACUAUGUUUCAUCUUCAGAGCUACGGGAAGCCAACUGAGCUAGCCACUCUGAUUUUUAAGCCACCCAAACCCUGGUAUCUGCCAUCGCAUGCUCAGACUUGUCCCUUGCCUCCUUAUAGUCUCUCUCCCGGCCAUACAGUAAAGGGACUGGGAGGGAGGGGACAGUCCCCCCCAGCCCUGCACGUCUCUAAGGUGAAGAGAAGGCACGGCUCCUGCUGUACCACCUCGAAUGCUGCUCAGAGCCUCCCUCGAUGGGAUGGCUAGUUUAUUUUUGAGAGGAAAGCAAAUCAUGUACAUAUAUACAUAAAGGCAGAUAGCUAUAUAUGAGAUAAUGGUUCUUAUGAGAAAAUUAUGAGGAAACUCAGACUUUGAGGCGCAGUUACCCCAGGGCCUGUGCUGAGGCCUGUGCCUCUGGAGUGUGUCGAGCUCCCUUCCCUCCUGGAGGCGGCCGUAACUGCUGGUAGUGCCUUUUAUGGUUGCGUUGGUUUUAAGGCUGUUUUUCUUUACAAAUGUCUUUCUUAUUUGGGUUUUAAAAAAAGAAAUAAAAGCUUGUAAAAAUGA
This is a messenger RNA of Cavia porcellus (domestic guinea pig), 3606 nucleotides long. It is a transcript of the gene Rassf5, whose product is annotated as Ras association domain family member 5. Bases 84 to 1331 code for a protein of 415 amino acids. The record is from RefSeq and is a predicted model, not a curated record. The transcript has 6 exons. NCBI's taxonomy places the organism in Eukaryota, Metazoa, Chordata, Mammalia, Rodentia, Caviidae. Gene Ontology annotation, biological process: signal transduction. Gene Ontology annotation, cellular component: nucleus.